This is a messenger RNA of Medioppia subpectinata, 1068 nucleotides long. NCBI's taxonomy places the organism in Eukaryota, Metazoa, Arthropoda, Arachnida, Sarcoptiformes, Oppiidae. The record is from the annotation of a GenBank genome assembly.
AUGUACGCACCUACGGAUGAGACUAAUGAUCCAUUUAACAUUGAUAACUUAUCAAGAAGUGAUCAUGUUAAGUCGAGUGUAACUUUUUACACAAGUCCAUCACUAAAAACACAAUCUUUCGAUAGAUUGAGGAAAAUAAUUGUUCAACCACCCGGAGCUGAUAAUCCAUCGCACAGUCAAGAUUAUAAAAUGCAAGUUUCAUUUGAGGAUAAAAGAGUGUCCAAACCUAUGGCUUUUAAAGAUAGAUUCGGAAGUUUUAUAGCGAAAGUCGGGAAUUUGUUUCAAAGUGACUCAUCGAGUGUGAAAAUGAGUGAUAAAGGGAUGCGUAAUACACCUCCUCAAAAAUAUCAGAAGCAGAAGAUUGAGACUAAACAACGGAAUGAUGAAUGCGAUGACAGAGUUAGUAAACAUAUAGAUCAGAAUCGUUUAGUAGUUUCUCGCGAAUCUAAAGCUCUUGAUAAAGUAUCAAAUAAAAACUUUUUUGUGGAUAAUUUUGAAACGGAGAACAAUAUAGGGAUUGGAAAGUUUGGUGGUGUAUAUAAAGUAAAGCACAGAUUUGAAAAAAAGAUUUAUGCGGUUAAAGUGAUUACGUUCUUUGUGAAACUGCGUUCUGAUUAUGUGGUGAAUUACCGCAACUUUUGGGUAGAAAGCAACAACUUUUAUAUUCAAAUGGAUUAUUAUUCGCGAUCUCUUCAGACAAUUCUCGACACAAAACACAUUGUCUUCGGGAGAGAACCGGAAGACCCGAUGGAUUGCAUCGAAGAACUCUUAGAAAGUGUGCGAUAUUUACAUGAAAUGUGUCCACCGGUUAUUCAUGGUAACCUUAAACCGGCAAAUGUAUUGAUUUCUUUAAAUAACAAUAAUAACCAUUUCAUAAAAUUGAGUGACUUGGGUUCCGCCACUUUCCACGACAUGCCAUUCUUUAGCCACACCUCUAAUGUCAAAACUGCACAAUAUAUGGCACCCGAAAUACAACAGCGCCAGUAUAACAGUAAGGUUGACAUCUAUAGCCUGGGAGUGAUUGCGUUUCAUUUGUUUGAUUUAUUCAAUAUUCGACCGAUUCUAUGA